AUGCGCUUCUCAUCGCUUCUCGUGGCAGGUACGGCCACUUUGGCCUCUGCUCAAUCUUCCACCUUCUCUCCACUUCGCCCUCCAGCCAUCCCACUAGCCGUCAAGAGCCCUUACCUGAGUACAUGGCAGCAGGCGGGUUCUGAUGGAGGUAACGGAGGCUAUCUUCCGGGAGAAUGGCCAACCUUUUGGCAGGGCCAAGUCACGGGGUGGUGCGGUGAGAAGGAGAAAGCAUUCCACUACCGUCCGACAAUGAGCUCACUCUCCUAGGAAUGAUCCGCGUCGACAAUGCCACAUACACUUGGAUGGGCAAUCCUGCGAAUACCAAGAGCUACGCGAACCAGACAGCCUUUUCUUACACAUCCACCCAAUCCAUCUUCACCCUGUCUGCUGGACCCGUCCAAAUGGUUGUCACCUUCCUUUCCGGCGUCACACCAAACGAUCUCCUGCGCUCUUCUCUGCCUUACUCAUACAUGAACGUGGACGUCAAAUCACUCGAUGGCAAGACCCACAGUGUUCAAUUGUACACCGACAUUUCUGCAGAAUGGGUUUCUGGUGACCACGGUGCUACAGCGCAAUGGAGCUACGGCACUAUCACGGGAGAUUCCAGUCCAAAGUCCGUCGCUCAGCCUUCUAGUGCGCAGUCAACGGCAGCCACGCCGACCGUUUAUGGUACCCGUACUGCAUACAAUGUUCCGGAGGAGGUCACGCACACGAACGUUCCAUUCCACGCCGACAGUCAAGGGUAUAGGCCAAGCGAUGCAGACUACCAGGCACAUCCGACGUAUUCUCCAGUGCCGAUCCAGAAUCUGGCCGCCACAAGCGGCAUCUCGUAUCAUAAGGUAUACAGGCAACAGCAGCUUCAGUUCUCUGAGACCAACCAGCAGGCCGAUUGGGGAUAUUGGUGGGGUUUACAAAUGUCUGAGCGUUGAAUGAUGUGCUGAUCGCGCUAUUUGUAGGUACUGGGCGACGAAGUCCUCGGCUCAGCUCACGCAUCAAUCCGGCGCAGAUAACACCGUCCGCGGCAACUUCAUGGCGUCAGGUAUGAUUUCAAAGGCUGCCUUGAAUCCAUUUGCAGUAGCGUCUGACAUCAUGCGUCUUGACAGGCCACCUUCCGAACACGAACGAUACCAACUAUCGUGCGAUCAACAACGACUACCCAGUCUUCGGAUUCGCUUCCAACCUGGGCAGUGUUGGUUCGACCACGCAGAGCGUCCUCUACCAACUCAGUCUUCACCAGCAGAAUUGCAUCCAGUUUGAAGGCCAGCUGAAUACCGUGUCAAGCCUGCCAUGCAUGUGGACGAACUACUUCUCGACCGACACCGACGCCGUGAACUACUUCUACAACGACUACAGCACCGCCACCUCGUUAGCCAACAGCCUGGACUCCAAGAUCGCUAGCGACUCCAACUCCGCCGGUGGAUCAGACUACAACUCCAUCACCGCUCUCGCGACCCGCCAAGCCUUCGGAGCGCUCGAAUACACCAACACGCCCACCCAACCCCUAAUCUUCCUGAAAGAAAUCAGCUCCGACGGAAACGUCAACACCGUGGAUGUGAUCUUUCCCUUCCAUCCCAUCGCCAUCUACAUGAACGCCACCAUCCUCAAAUACGUUCUCGAUCCGCUCUUCAUCAAUCAGGAGAAUGGCAACUGGCCGUACGCAUACAGCAUCCACGACAUCGGAAGCAGCUAUCCAAACGCCACGGGACACAACGAUGGAAACGACGAAUCGCAACCGCUGGAAGAGUGUGGUGAUAUGCUGAUCAUGACCCUUGCCUACGCACAGCGAGCGAACGAUAAUGCCUAUCUCACCCAGCACUACGCGAUCCUCAAGCAGUGGACUGGAUACUUGGUGCAGGAAGCUCUGAUCCCCGCAAACCAGGUAUGAAGCCCCCUCCCUACACAACGCACCAUCUCUCCAUCUAACGAUCCAAUCUCCUCCACACAGAUCUCCACCGACGACUUCGCGGGCGCCGCACCAAACCAGACCAACCUCGCCAUCAAAGGCAUCAUCGGCAUCGAAGCCAUGGCCCAGAUCGCCAACCGCACGGGCCACACCACCGACGGACAAAACUACACCAAGAUCGCCCACGACUACAUCACCAAAUGGCAAGGCUACGCCGUCAACAGCAACGCCACCCCUCCCCACACCACGUUCAACUACAACAACGCUUCCUCCUUCUCCCUCCUCUACAACAUCUUCGGAGACAUGGAACUCGGGCUGCAGCUGGUGCCGCAGAGCAUCUACGACAUGCAGAGCACGUUUUACAACACCAAGUUCAACACCUACGGCGUUCCGUUGGAUUCGAGACAUUCCUAUACCAAAGGUAACUUGUUCCCCAAUCGACGGCUAAUCCAUGGAAUUGGAAAGCUGAUUGAUCUUUGUGACAGGUGACUGGGAAAUCUGGUGCGCCUCGGUGGCUUCCAGCGCCGUCAAGUCGAAAUUCAUCUCGACGAUUGCCAACUGGUUGAAUGUCACGCCUACGAAUUUCGCUUUUACGGAUUGGUAUGAUACGAUCAGUGGAGAGUGAGUUUACCCCCGUGCCCUUCUCUUGCUCGAUUUACCUCCUACUUCCUCUUCAUCUGAGCUGACGUGACACCUCUCUUUCUUUCUUGCGAUAUAGCUAUCCUUCCAGUCCCUUCAUCGCUCGUCCGGUCGUGGGGGGUAUGUAUGCUCCUCUGGCGUUGAACAGCAAGCCGAGCAGUGGGUAUGUGGAUCCCUCGUGA
This is a messenger RNA of Lecanosticta acicola, 2724 nucleotides long. NCBI's taxonomy places the organism in Eukaryota, Fungi, Ascomycota, Dothideomycetes, Mycosphaerellales, Mycosphaerellaceae. The record is from the annotation of a GenBank genome assembly.